This is a messenger RNA of Megalops cyprinoides (Indo-Pacific tarpon), 875 nucleotides long. RefSeq names its product protein lifeguard 1. Lineage: Eukaryota; Metazoa; Chordata; Actinopteri; Elopiformes; Megalopidae. The record is from RefSeq and is a predicted model, not a curated record. Gene Ontology annotation, biological process: negative regulation of apoptotic signaling pathway. Gene Ontology annotation, cellular component: membrane; Golgi apparatus; endoplasmic reticulum. Bases 65 to 814 code for a protein of 249 amino acids. The transcript is spliced from 6 exons.
UGCAGCGCCCCCUCAGCCAGGGUUUGCUGUCGACCCUCCAGCCCCCGGAGAGGCCGGCUACUACAUGCCUGGAGAGCAGCACCCCCAGGUGGAGAACUCAGGAGAGGAGGGGCUGCCGGCAGACGGAAGCUGUCUGGUGGAAUCGGCGUUUGAUGACAAAACCGUCCGCAGGGCCUUCGUCAGGAAGGUGUUCAGCGUGGUGACCCUGCAGCUGCUGGUCACCUUCAGCGUGGUGUGUGUGUUCACCUUCUCGGCCGCGGUCAGGGAGGCGGUGCAGAAAAACAUCUGGGUGUACCUCAGCUCCUACAUCAUCUUUGCUGUGGUGUCCAUCUGCCUGAGCUUCUCCAGCUCCUUCAGCAGAGCCCACCCCUGGAACCUGCUGGGGCUGGCGGUGGUGACUCUCAGUCUGUCCUACAUGGUGGGCACGGUGGCCUCCUACCACAACACCACCGCUGUGGUCAUCGCCAUGGCCUCCACAAUGGUCAUCUCCUUCACCAUCAUCAUCUUCUCAGCCCAGACCCGUGUGGAUUUCACUGUGUGCAACGGAGUUCUGCUGGUGCUGUCUGUGGAUCUGCUGAUGUUCGGCUUCUUCUGCUGCUUCUUCUACUCCAGUGUUCUGCAGAUCGUCUAUGGAUGUCUGGGAGCCCUCCUCUACUCAGUGUUCCUGGCAGUGGACUGUCAGCUGGUGAUGGGUCGCCAGAAGUACGCUCUGAGUCCGGAGGAGUAUGUGUUUGCUGCCCUCAUCCUGUACCUGGACAUCAUCACCAUCUUCCUCUACCUGCUCAUCCUGCUGGGGGGCAGCUCCAGCAACUAGUACACACACACACUCACACUCACACGCACACUCACACGCACAUGCACACUCACACGCACAU